CACUAGUUCGCGAAUAUCCUCGUUACGCGAAGAGGAUCGAACACACGGUCGUUGGAAAUAAACCGAUCGGAUCGGCUAGAAGAUAAUUCGGUGAAACAAGUCGUCGGGGAAUUCGGCGAGAAUACCUCCUCUCUCGCGGUAUAUAUCCAAUUACCCUCGUGGAUAAUGCGCUCGAAGGAGACAAGGAAACGGGGAAGAUGAAAGGUCGAUUCGUAAUCGAGCGAUAUCGUUGUUUCGCGAAACAUAGUUAACGAGAGGAACAUGCCGGGUCCUCUGGGCUUUGUGGAACAAAGAAUCAGCUGGUAGAAUCAGCUUCCUCGAGCUCGAAAAGGGCAAACGUUGCCGCUUUCGGUGGGAUCCUAUUUAUCCGGGGAAAGGAAUCCCCGGUACGCGGCUGAAAUUGCCUCUCCCCGCGAGCUUUACGUCAAUUAUCUUUCGAAGAUUGUCGGCGUGGAACGACGCGUAAAACCGUUGCUCGAGCGAGUGGCGCGCGCGUCCGACCGAGCGCUGACGAGAGCCGAAACACGAGAGCCGCGUCUUCGAAAUUUUCCAGCUGAGUCUCGUCGACGAAUAAUCCGAACGCUUCCUUCCCAUCCUCUCGCCGUGCCUUUAUAUUCAACACGAUUUUCCUUUCUCACGAAACGAAGGAAGUCUCUCUCUCUUCCUCUCUCUGUUCCAUCGUUUAUUCGUUCGUUCGUCGUUCGUUGAUCGAACCGUAGCACGCGUUUCCCAUAUAACGUUCGACGUUGUUCAAAGGGGGACAAACGUUCCGCGGCGCAUUGUCGAACAAGUCGGGUGGAAACGGGACGGGUUUGAACGUGCAAAGGACAUCGAACGAGGGAAAGGAGCGAAACACCUUCGAAAGCCAACGGAGGCCUCGACCACCGGACUGCGGAUCGAUCUCGAAAGAAGAAGCUUCGUGGUGUUCCCUCGGCUCGCGCGUCCUCCAGAUCCUCCAGAAAUGGGGUUUUGUACAUGGUGCGUUUAAACGCUGAUUCAGUCCGCCGUUUGUAUCGCGCGCGACACUCGGCGAACGAUCUGUCGCGGAGGACCAGCGGGCAAGAAUCGGCGUGUGUCCAAUCGGAUUUGCGUGUUGAGCAAGGAUCAUCUGUUUAUCAACGGUGCGGACUGUGUUACUCUGGUUCGAGUGAAUAUUGAAGCGGAUCGAACGUGUCCACGUACAUACGAGGUGGACCGGGUCGAUUAGCACGGCACUGAAUUACUUUCCGGUUUAAUUGCCAGCCCUGUAAUCGAACCCUGCGGAACCAUAAAUCGUUCGGGCAUAGAGGCGAAGCUGGAGACGGAACGCCCGAGGGAGGCUGCUCGACGCCGUGAAUCCGCGCACGCUGGAUCCUGGACGUCAGAUUCCCCAGAAAGAGAUGCGACGGCUCGUCAAGAUCGUCUAGCCGAAGCUGAGAAACCUUCGUCCCAAGAGCCACGACCGUGUUUCUCGGGAACAAACAAUCAACGAGCGGCAACUCGCUGAGUUUCGCGACAGGGACCGACGUUGUCGUAAGAAAAAAAAAAGAAAAAAAAAAGAAAAAAAAAAGAAGAAAAGAAGAAAAAAACAUAGAGAAAGAAAUCCGUGUACAGGUGUCUCGUGCGGAUCUUCCGUCGGAUUGAAAAGGAGAGCGAGGAAAGAAAAUGAGAGGCAAGACGAGAGUCGGGAGGAAGAAACGCGGCGUCGACGGAUCGACGACCUGAUAGGACCGUGUCUCCGGAUUGAAAGAGCGCGCAAAGUGGUGGGCUGGCGCGCGGCGGCCGUCCGACGAAAAAUGAACGAAAGCGCGGUCUACCUGCUCGGAUCGGAAGAAGAGGCAAACGUGCCGAGCAAUCAGCUGAACCGUAGUUUCUACAGCGCGAGCUACCCGCCGCAGAACCGCACCGGCGGCGGCGAUGACCUGUGGAACCUUGCCACCGACCGAGUCGGUCUAGCGAUACUCCUGUUCCUGUUCUCGGUGGCCACCGUGUUCGGCAACAUGCUGGUGAUCCUGGCGGUGGUUAGGGAGAGGUAUCUGCACACGGCGACCAAUUACUUCGUCACGUCGUUGGCGUUCGCCGACUGUCUGGUCGGUCUGGUGGUGAUGCCGUUCAGCGCGAUCUACGAGGUGCUUGAGAAUCGUUGGCUCUUCACCACGGACUGGUGCGACGUCUGGCGUUCGUUGGACGUCCUCUUCUCCACCGCGUCGAUCCUCAAUCUCUGUGUCAUCAGCCUGGAUCGUUACUGGGCCAUCACCGACCCGUUCACAUAUCCGAGCAAAAUGAGCAGGAAACGCGCGGCAAUUCUCAUCGCCACCGUAUGGAUAUGCUCGAGCGCGAUCUCGUUCCCGGCGAUCGCUUGGUGGAGAGCGGUACGCACGGAGGAGGUGCCGGAAGACAAGUGCCCGUUCACCGAGCACCUCGGUUAUCUGAUCUUCUCGUCGACCAUCAGCUUCUAUUUGCCCCUGUUCGUGAUGGUGUUCACCUACUACAAGAUCUAUCGGGCCGCGGUGAUCCAGACCAAGAGCCUGAAGCUCGGCACCAAGCAAGUUAUAAUGGCCUCCGGUGAAUUGGAGCUCACUCUGAGGAUACAUCGAGGAGGCGGGACCAACACCGACGCCAGGCACCUGUUCCGCACCGCCUCGAGCACGCCGGAGGACCUGCAGGAUCUCGAGGAGCCUCUGACCGCCAUGCACAACAACUGUUUAACCAGGGUCCCCUCGACCAGGAUCAAUAAACAGCACCGUGGCAACAAUUUCUCGUUGUCGCGCAAGCUGGCCAAGUUCGCCAAGGAGAAAAAAGCCGCCAAGACGCUCGGCAUCGUGAUGGGCGUCUUCAUCAUCUGCUGGCUGCCGUUUUUCGUCGUUAACCUCUGGUCAGGCUUUUGCUCGCAGUGCAUAUGGCAGGAGAAGAUCGUGUUCGGCGCGGUGACGUGGCUCGGCUGGAUCAACAGCGGUAUGAACCCGGUGAUAUACGCCUGCUGGAGCAGAGACUUCCGGAGGUAA
Messenger RNA from Frieseomelitta varia, 2984 nucleotides. It is a transcript of the gene Dop1R2, whose product is annotated as dopamine receptor 2. Gene Ontology annotation, biological process: adenylate cyclase-activating adrenergic receptor signaling pathway. Gene Ontology annotation, molecular function: G protein-coupled receptor activity. NCBI's taxonomy places the organism in Eukaryota, Metazoa, Arthropoda, Insecta, Hymenoptera, Apidae. The record is from RefSeq and is a predicted model, not a curated record. Gene Ontology annotation, cellular component: membrane. Bases 1776 to 2984 code for a protein of 402 amino acids. The transcript has 2 exons.